This is a messenger RNA of Arctia plantaginis, 957 nucleotides long. NCBI's taxonomy places the organism in Eukaryota, Metazoa, Arthropoda, Insecta, Lepidoptera, Erebidae. The record is from the annotation of a GenBank genome assembly.
AUGGUUCUUUUGUUGAUAAUUGGCGCUAUUGUCGCCAUAGUGAUAAUUAUAACUAUUUAUCAAAAACUAACUGUUGGAAUAUGUAAUACAAGUGCUCAUAUGGUCGGCAAAGUUGUGAUUAUAACCGGAGGAAAUAGUGGCCUCGGACUUGAGACAGCUAAAGACUUGGCGAGUCGAGGUGCAAAAGUGAUAAUCGCAUGCAGGAACGUACGUCGAGCAACUGCGGCUAAAGAAGAAAUUGUGAAAGCAAGUGGCAACACUGAUGUACAUUUCCGACAGUUAGAUUUAGCUUCACUUCGUUCCGUUAGAGAUUUCUGUGAUCAUAUAAAUAAGACAGAGAAACGUGUCGAUGUCCUCAUUAAUAAUGCAGGCGCUGGCGGUCUUGGUAACUACAAAACAGCUGACGGAUUACACAUUGGAAUGCAAGUUAACUACUUCGGGCCAUUUUUACUUACCUGUCUAUUAGUACCGAAGUUAAAAUCGUCAGCUCCGAGUCGUAUCAUAAAUGUUUCGUCCGUUAUUCAUAAAUAUGGAGAACUGGAUUUCGAAAACUUAAAUAUGGAAAAAUAUUGGAGUGACUAUUUAGUGUACGCCAAUAGUAAACUGUUUCUUAACAUGAUUACAUUAGAACUGAGCAAGAGACUGGAGGGCACGAGUGUAACGGUAAAUGCUUUGCAUCCAGGGGUGGCUGCAACAAAUAUAUUUAGAAACAUUCCUAGUAAGAUAAUUAAGGGAAUUUUAUUAGCAGUUAUAGGUUUAGUAUUUCAAAGUCCAUGGGAAGCAGCACAGACUUCUAUAUAUUUGGCUGUAGCCUCAGAACUUGAUAAUGUGAGUGGAAAAUACUUUAGUGAUUGUCGGCAAAAGUUGCCCUCUAAGAUAUCGAGAGAUCCUGAAUUGGCAAAGAAAUUAUUUGCAGAAUCAGAAAGAUUAGUCAAAUAUACAUUGCCUGAUAACUAG